AUGGCGGAAGUCGAGAACGGCUCCUCCCAGGAGCCCAAUCAACCAUCUAUGGUAGUGUCGCAGGGAGACAACAAGGACAAUAUUGUCGAUGUUUCGACACAUUCGGAUCCCCCAGUUACUGCUGACAAAGACAAACCGUCUUUACCGCUUGAAUCGGAACGGCUGAAAAUCGACAUCGACCAAGUGGCAGACUCCAUACCACCAGAGAUUAGGAUAGAGUCCUCGGAAGACACAGAAACUCCGCCGCGACCCUCGAGCCCUCCGAACGACGCCGCCGAGACCCAGGAUACCGAGAACUCCAGCGCAUCUCAACUAGAUCUGAGACCAGAUGUUGCCGACGAUUCGGAAAAUGUUCAAGCAGAGACACUCGAGCGGAAUGCGCCUGUUGAUAAGCCUGAUGGCGGCUUCCCUGCCCAGUAUGAGCUUACGCCGGACGCGCGUCAACGCUCCGACUCAAGAUCAACAACUGCAACAUAUGCGACUCAUCGUUCUGUGCCUGUCAGUUCCGCAGUGUUUAUUGUCACAGCCCUUGACACAAUCGGAUCGUCCAAGGAAGCCAAAAAGAGCAAAGAGCUGGAAGAUGCCGUGAAGAGUGCGCUGGCCAACGUCAAACAAUCUGAUCGACAAUCCAUAGACCCAGAAGCUAUAUUUCGUCCUCUUCAGCUCGCCUCAAAGACCAUGAGCAUCCCGCUGCAAGUCACGGCUCUUGAUUGCAUUGGAAAGCUCAUCACAUACUCUUACUUCGCCUUUCCAUCGUCUCAGGAGCGCAGGGAAUCGGAAGCGGAACCCACCGCGGAUCAACCGCCCCUCAUUGAACGAGCGAUUGAUGCCAUCUGUGAUUGUUUUGAAAAUGAAGCCACCCCUAUUGAGAUACAGCAACAGAUCAUCAAGUCGCUCCUUGCGGCGGUCUUGAACGAUAAAAUCGUGGUUCAUGGAGCUGGUCUCCUUAAAGCCGUUCGACAGAUAUACAACAUCUUCAUCUACUCCAAGUCUAGCCAAAACCAACAGAUAGCUCAAGGGUCCUUAACGCAAAUGGUGAGCACGGUAUUGGACAGAGUCCGAGUGAGGCUUGAGCUCAAAGAAUUGCGCAUGCGGGAAGCGGAAAGAGGGCAGGACAAUACUCCUGAUGCUCUUGAGACCCCGGAGAUGUCUCAGCCCACCGAUCAGGAUCAGGCAUCCGAUGCAGCCUCGGUCGCAGCCUCGGUCGUGAUACCUGAUCAACCCGUCAUAAAAGAGCCAGGAGAGAAGCUUACCCUGCAAAGUUUUGAAUCGAGCAAGGAUGUCACUUCGGUCGCUGACAAUGCUCCAACUAUGGUGACUCGUGCCAAGCUCGGCCAAAAGAGGGCACAUUCGUUGUCUAGCGUGUCCAUGGAAGAUAGGGAAGAUGGCGACGCGACUACCGACGAUGACGAGGAUGAGAUCUAUAUUAAAGACGCUUUUCUGGUUCUCAGGGCCCUGUGCAAAUUGAGCCACAAGAUCCUCAGCCAUGAGCAGCAGCAGGAUCUGAAAUCUCAAAAUAUGAGAUCCAAAUUAUUAUCCUUACACCUGAUUCAUUAUCUCAUCAACAACCAUGUCGCUGUUUUUACUUCUCCACUCCUGACAAUCAGGAACAGCUCGAACAGCUCGGACGCCAUGACAUUCUUACAAGCUGUUCGCCCUCACCUCUGCCUAAGCCUUAGUCGCAACGGCUCGAGCUCCGUUCCUAGAGUUUUCGAGGUUUGUUGUGAACUUUUCUGGCUUAUGUUGAAACACAUGCGGGUAAUGAUGAAGAAAGAGCUUGAGGUCUUCCUAAAAGAGAUCUAUCUGGCCAUACUUGAAAAAAGGAACUCGCCUGCUUUCCAAAAGCAGUACUUCAUGGAGAUUUUAGAGAGGCUUGCAGAUGACCCGCGUGCCCUUGUGGAGAUAUAUCUCAAUUAUGACUGUGAUCGGACGGCCUUGGAGAACAUAUUCCAGAACGUCAUCGAACAACUAUCCAGAUACUCCAGCAUUCCCGUAACAAUAUCCACAAUGCAACAACAGCAUUAUCAGGAGCAUCAUGUCAAGAUUUCGAGAGUUGGCGCGGAUUGGCAUCAAAGUGGGACCCUGCCUCCUACACUCACAACGGCACAUAUAGCCAGCACUCAGCAGGCAGCCGCUCAGAGUGUGCCUUCGGAUUUUGUUCUAAAGAAUCAGGCGCUGGAAUGCUUGGUCGAGAUUCUGCGAUCCCUAGAUAACUGGGCGUCGCAGCGUAUUGUCGAUCCGACCCCAGCAGUUGCGACAGCUCUUUCGCAAAAAUCGAUUGACAAUUCCAGAGACUCGCUAGAUACCAAUGCUCCUACGUUUGUGUCAUCACCAAAGAUUGAAGGUGUUGAUGGUAGCACUGGUCAAUCAACACCCGUGGCAGAGGAUGACCCAAGCCAAAUUGAGAGGAUCAAGCAGAGGAAGACUGCACUUAUGAACGCCAUCCAGCAAUUUAACUUUAAACCCAAGAGGGGUAUCAAGCUUUUCAUUCAAGAGGGCUUUGUACGCUCUGACUCUCCCGAGGAUCUUGGAAGCUUCAUCUUUCGCAAUGAUCGGUUAGACAAGGCCAUGAUCGGAGAAUACCUUGGCGAGGGCGACGCGGAAAACAUCGCCAUCAUGCAUGCCUUUGUCGAUCAAAUGGAGUUCUCGAAGCGGCGCUUUGUCGAUGCACUUCGUCAAUUUCUGCAACACUUCCGAUUGCCAGGAGAAGCCCAAAAAAUCGAUCGUUUCAUGCUUAAGUUUGCUGAGCGCUACGUGACCCAGAAUCCAAAUGCUUUUGCGAAUGCAGACACAGCAUAUGUUCUAGCAUACUCCGUGAUCAUGCUUAAUACAGAUCAACACAGCGCUAAGAUUAAGGGCCGUCGCAUGACCAAAGAGGACUUCAUCAAGAACAAUCGAGGGAUCAAUGACAACCAAGAUCUGCCUGAUGAGUAUCUUGGUUCUAUUUUUGAUGAGAUUGCGAACAAUGAAAUCGUACUCGACACCGAACGAGAGCAUGCCGCAAAUAUUGGUAUUCCUACAUCAACAACGGGUGGCCUAGCUUCAAGGGCUGGACAAGUAUUUGCGACAGUGGGAAGAGACAUUCAGGGUGAAAAAUACGCACAAGCAUCUGAAGAAAUGGCCAAUAAGACGGAGCAGCUGUACCGGAGUUUGAUAAGAGCACAGCGCAAGACCGCCGUCAGGGAAGCUCUCUCACGCUUCAUCCCCGCGACGUCAGUCCGACACGUUGGUUCCAUGUUCAAUGUCACAUGGAUGUCUUUCCUUUCCGGCUUAUCUGCUCCCAUGCAAGACACACAAAAUCUGGAGAUUAUUAGGCUGUGUAUGGAAGGAAUGAAAUUGGCGAUACGUAUCAGCUGUGCCUUUGAUCUCGAGACUCCUCGAGUUGCAUUCGUGACCGGCCUCGCCAAAUUCACAAACCUGGGCAAUGUCAGGGAAAUGGUGCCCAAGAACGUCGAGGCUCUGAAAGUGUUGUUGGACGUGGCUCUUAACGAAGGGAACAACCUGAAGAGUUCGUGGAGAGAGGUCCUUACCUGCGUAAGCCAGCUUGACCGGCUUCAACUUCUCACUGAUGGCGUCGAUGAAGGCUCAUUGCCGGAUGUUUCACGCGCUCGCAUUGUCCCGCAGGCGCUCUCGGAAAACUCACGCAGAUCGAUGCAGAGUUCGCGGCGUCCUCCUCGUCCUCGAUCGGUCAAUGGACCCACGGCUUUCCGCUCGGAGGUUGCAAUGGAAAGUAGAUCGGCAGAGAUGAUACGCGGAGUGGAUCGCAUCUUCACUAACACUGCAAAUCUCACUCACGAGGCCAUCAUUGAUUUUGUCCGAGCUCUAAGCGAAGUGAGUUGGCAAGAGAUUCAGUCGUCCGGGCAGACAGAAUCCCCUCGCACGUAUAGUCUGCAGAAGCUUGUUGAGAUCAGCUAUUACAACAUGACGAGAGUCAGGAUAGAGUGGUCUAAGAUCUGGGAAGUUCUUGGACAGCACUUCAACCAGGUUGGUUGCCAUACCAAUACAACAGUGGUGUUCUUCGCAUUGGAUUCCCUGCGCCAACUUUCGAUGCGUUUUAUGGAGAUCGAAGAACUUCCGGGAUUCAAAUUCCAGAAGGAUUUCCUCAAACCAUUUGAGCAUGUGAUGGCAAAUAGCAAUGCUGUGACCGUGAAGGACAUGAUUCUUCGAUGCUUGAUACAAAUGAUCCAGGCCCGGGGAGACAACAUCCGAUCGGGCUGGAAAACAAUGUUCGGCGUUUUUACAGUUGCGGCUCGUGAGCCAUAUGAGGGUAUUGUGAAUAUGGCGUUCGAGCAUGUCACUCAGAUCUAUAAUACGCGGUUCGGCGUCGUCAUUACGCAAGGAGCUUUCCCUGACCUGAUUGUCUGUCUGACCGAAUUCUCGAAGAAUUCUCGGUUCCAAAAGAAGUCUUUGCAAGCAAUUGAGACUUUGAAGUCAACGGUCACAAAGAUGCUUAGGACUCCAGAGUGCCCACUAUCCCAUCGUGGAGCAGUAUCAGAAGGCAUUCAAGAUGAGUCGACAAAUCUUGCUAAACAGCUGUCGCGUCAAUCUCAGGAGGAACAGUUCUGGUAUCCUAUUUUGAUUGCCUUCCAAGACGUGCUGAUGACUGGCGAUGAUCUCGAGGUUCGAUCAAGGGCUUUGACUUAUCUUUUUGACACGCUUAUCCGUUAUGGAGGCGAUUUCCCCCAAGAGUUCUGGGAUGUGCUAUGGAGACAGCUCCUCUAUCCUAUCUUUGUCGUGCUACAUUCCAAAUCCGAGAUGUCGAAGGUGCCAAAUCAUGAGGAACUCUCCGUGUGGCUCUCAACGACGAUGAUCCAAGCAUUGAGAAACAUGAUCACCCUCUUCACGCAUUAUUUCGAUGCGUUGGAAUACAUGCUGGGUCGUAUACUUGAGCUUCUUACUCUUUGUAUAUGUCAAGAAAAUGAUACAAUUGCACGUAUCGGCAGCAAUUGCUUGCAGCAAUUGAUCUUGCAGAACGUCGGGAAGUUCAAGCAGGAGCACUGGACCAAGGUUGUUGGCGCGUUUGUGGAGCUGUUCAGUAGGACCACAGCCUACGAAUUAUUCACAGCUGCUGCCUCGAUAUCCUCGAAACCAAACAAAACGGCCAACGGGGAUAUUUCCGGUAAUGAAGACGGCUCUCAGAGCUCAGAGUCUGCCGAAAAGGUGCCGGAUCAGGAUGCCCACUCAGAUGCACCUAAGACGAAUGGAUCGCAAACCAUGACGCAUGAACAUGAAGAUGGAGAUAUGCCUGCCGCGUCGAAUCCGGAGUUGGAGGAUUACAGACCCCAGGCUGACGCCCAACAACAACCCGCUGCCAUCACCGUAGCACGGCGUCGAUUCUUCAAUCGCAUCAUAACCAAUUGCGUGCUUCAACUCCUCAUGAUUGAGACCGUGCAUGAGCUUUUCUCGAAUGACAAGGUUUAUGCCGAGAUUCCAAGUCGCGAGCUUCUCCGAUUGAUGGGACUGCUUAAGAAGAGUUAUCAAUUCGCUAAGAAGUUCAACGAAGACAAGGAGCUUCGGAUGCAGCUCUGGCGUCAGGGCUUCAUGAAACAGCCACCAAAUCUCCUCAAACAGGAGAGUGGAAGCGCCGCUACAUACGUCCACAUCCUUUUCCGCAUGUACCAUGACGAAAGAGAAGAGAGAAAGAGCAGUCGCGGGGAGACGGAGGCCGCGCUAAUUCCUCUCUGCGCCGAUAUCAUUCGAAGCUUCGUCCGACUCGAUGAGGAAUCUCAGCAUAGAAAUAUACUGGCCUGGCGCCCCGUUGUUGUGGAUGUCAUCGAGGGCUACACCAACUUCCCAUCCGAAGGCUUUGAUAAAAAUGUUGAGAUCUUUUACCCACUUGCUGUGGAUCUGCUGGGCCGCGAUCUCAAUCCCGAGAUCCGCCUCUCCCUUCAAUCUCUGCUUCGAAGGAUUGGAGAAGCGAAAUUGGGUAUUCCUGCUGCGCAGACACCCAUCAGCCCCAGAAGCUCUAUCUCACAGCAAUAUGCCCGCAGACACAGUCGGGAUAGUUGA
Molecule: messenger RNA, 6009 nt
Organism: Aspergillus clavatus NRRL 1
Lineage: Eukaryota; Fungi; Ascomycota; Eurotiomycetes; Eurotiales; Aspergillaceae
Product: Arf family guanine nucleotide exchange factor SEC7
Exons: 6
Coding region: 1-6009 (2002 amino acids)
Biological process (GO): regulation of ARF protein signal transduction
Molecular function (GO): guanyl-nucleotide exchange factor activity
Source: RefSeq, a predicted model, not a curated record